AUGAGUAUUCGGUCACUGGAUAGUCGUUUGGAAGUUUUGCGAAAUGGACAAGAUAUUGGUAAUAAAAGUCUUCUGUACAGCGCUGGAUCUGUACAGCAACCACAACCGCAGUUACCCAAUGCUGAUGUGGAUAAUGAAUCUAACAAAUCGGAUUCAUGGGUGGAAUUGGCUAGUCCAUCGUCACGUGCAUCCAUGGUUAGUAUGAAUGGCGGUGAUAAUGGUAGUGUGAUAAUGGUAGAUAGUGACGGAGUGGUUAUGGGCAUUGAUAAUACGACUGUCGUUGUUGGUGGAGGCAGUGGUAGUCCUUUCAGCCGACUAAGUCCGAUUAGUGGUUGCAGUGCUCCAAUUGAAUUGGUUGUCGAUGCUGGACAAGUUCAUGGCGGUGAUACAAUGGCGGUUCAUUAUUAUGCUCGCCAUGGACCAGGACGUUGCACUGUUCCGACUACUGGAAUAAAUGGAUUGGGUCAAGGGACGAAGAGAACAGUUGAAUGGUUAGAAGAUUACAACAGUCGACCGGAGGUGCAGAGAGGUGGUCCUCAAAUUCCAUCACCGGUAGAAACAGAAAUGUCGACUCCACCAAAUAGUCUUGUUCAUGGAUUAGACGUCGGAGAGCUCACUCAGAGCAGCUGCUGUGAAGAUGAAGAUGAGGAAUUAAGCGUUGAGGAUGAUGGUGCUUACAUGUGCAGAUGCCGAAAGGUCGACUAUAUUGGAAAAGAAGUUUGUAAAAAAGGACGUUGGACCUUUAGUGGAUUGCUGGGCAUAAAUGGUUGUAAUGGACGUCGUGCACUGGUGCUUUAUCUAGUGACAAAUUUGGUUACACUCGCGAUCGGUUUUGCAGUUGGAUUGACAGUUGGUCGGAAAUUGUCAAUGCUGUCGCAUUUCAGACAUCGCUACAUACUUAGUUUUAGUUAA
Molecule: messenger RNA, 912 nt
Organism: Acanthocheilonema viteae
Lineage: Eukaryota; Metazoa; Nematoda; Chromadorea; Rhabditida; Onchocercidae
Source: the annotation of a GenBank genome assembly